UGAAAGUGAGCUCUUCUGGUCAUCACAUCCACUGACACCAGUAGCGGAGACAUGACUUCUUACACAGAUAAAGGAGAGAAGCCCGAGAGAGGGAAGUUUCUAAACUUUCACCAUAUCAAAUUCUGGGUGGGAAAUGCCAAACAGGCUGCUGUGUUUUACUGCGAUAAGUUUGGAUUUGAGCCGCUGGCCUAUAAAGGCCUGGAGACGGGCAGCAGAGAAAUGGUGUCUCAUGCUGUCAGACAGGAUAAGAUUAUAUUUGUCUUCGAAUCUGCUCUCAACCCUGGAAAUGAAGAAAUGGGCGAGCAUAUGAUAAAACACGGAGACGGAGUCAAAGACGUGGCGUUUCUGGUGGAGGACUGUGACUUUCUAGUCAAGAAAGCUAAAGAGCGCGGUGCAGCAGUGCUGAGAGAGCCGUGGGUGGAGCAGGACGCCGGCGGCAGAGUCAAAUACGCCAUCGUUCAGACUUAUGGAGACACGACACACACGUUUGUGGAGUACAUGGGGCCGUAUAAAGGCCUGUUUCUGCCAGGAUACAAAGAGCCGCUGUUCAGAGACCCUCUCUUACCAAAACUGCCGUCGGGACAUUUAAGCUUCAUCGAUCACAUUGUGGGAAACCAGCCAGAUGAUGAAAUGGUGCCCGUUUCGGACUGGUAUCAGAAGUGUCUGCUGUUCCACCGGUUCUGGUCUAUCGAUGAUAAGCAGAUCCACACAGAGUACAGUGCGCUUCGCUCAAUCGUCGUCACUAAUUAUGAAGAAACCAUCAAGAUGCCCAUUAAUGAACCUGCCCUGGGCAAGAAGAAAUCACAGAUCCAGGAGUACAUUGAUUAUAAUGGAGGUCCUGGAGUGCAGCAUAUAGCGCUGAACACCUCCAACAUCAUCCAGGCUAUUGUGAAUCUUCGCGCUCGAGGGCUGGAGUUUCUGUCCGCUCCUGAUAACUAUUAUGAAAGUCUGAGAGAGAAACUGAAGACGGCAAAAAUCAAGGUGAAGGAGGACCUGAAGACCCUGCAGGAGUUAAAAAUCUUAGUAGACUUUGACGAUAAAGGAUACCUGCUGCAGAUCUUCACCAAACCGGUGCAGGACAGACCCACGCUUUUCCUGGAGGUCAUUCAGAGGAACAACCACUUUGGUUUUGGAGCCGGAAACUUUAAGUCCCUGUUUGAGGCCAUUGAGAAAGACCAGGACGCCAGAGGAAACCUGACCGUCCUCACAGCGCAGAACCAGAGCGUCCCUAAGGCCUUUCAAUAAACACACACAUGCGCACACGCACCCACGCACGUACACAUACACACCCACGCACAUGAACACACAUACGCACGCAACCGCGUUAUACACACACGCACAUGUACACACACGUUGACAUCCAUGUACAUAGCCACGCACACACAUAUGCACACAAGCACACACGUACACAUACACGCACACAUACGCACAUUUUUACACCCACGCAUGCAAACCCAAACACGUACACACACACAAGCAUGCGUACACAUGCACACACCCACGUACACACGCACACACAUGCAAACAUACAUGCGCACACACGCUCAUACACACAUGCAUGCACACGUACGCAUACACACACACAAUGGCAGACUCAAUGGCGAGGACGAUAAUAAAGACAGCUCAUACAGGAAAUGAA
Messenger RNA from Danio aesculapii, 1639 nucleotides. RefSeq names its product 4-hydroxyphenylpyruvate dioxygenase a (gene hpda). Gene Ontology annotation, biological process: L-tyrosine catabolic process. Gene Ontology annotation, cellular component: endoplasmic reticulum membrane; Golgi membrane. Bases 52 to 1245 code for a protein of 397 amino acids. Gene Ontology annotation, molecular function: metal ion binding; lactoylglutathione lyase activity; 4-hydroxyphenylpyruvate dioxygenase activity. The transcript is spliced from 14 exons. The record is from RefSeq and is a predicted model, not a curated record. NCBI's taxonomy places the organism in Eukaryota, Metazoa, Chordata, Actinopteri, Cypriniformes, Danionidae.